This is a messenger RNA of Penaeus monodon (black tiger shrimp), 847 nucleotides long. RefSeq names its product segmentation protein even-skipped-like. Gene Ontology annotation, cellular component: nucleus. Gene Ontology annotation, molecular function: DNA-binding transcription factor activity, RNA polymerase II-specific; RNA polymerase II cis-regulatory region sequence-specific DNA binding. The record is from RefSeq and is a predicted model, not a curated record. NCBI's taxonomy places the organism in Eukaryota, Metazoa, Arthropoda, Malacostraca, Decapoda, Penaeidae. Gene Ontology annotation, biological process: regulation of transcription by RNA polymerase II.
CGCACAGUGAAAUUACAACCAUUGUGGAUUCGUAGCCGUUUGGAACCUUGUAAAACCCAGGAUAUUUUAGCACGAGUGAUUAUCAGACCUAGAAGUUCAAGUGUGAGAACAUGCAGCCCUUCCGCGUCACUUCGGAGAUGAUGGGAGGCCUUGAGGAGCGCCUCUCCUUCUUGGUGGGGCAGCAGGUCCCCGUCAGCCCCCCCUGCAGCCCUCCAGCAGGAAGCAUGACUCCGCCUUCACCCACACUGCAGGAGUCAAAGAACCUCGCGAAGGACGAACAACUUGGAUCCAAUAAGCCCAGUGACGCCUCCGCCGACGACAAGGCCUCAGCGACCCCGAAGUCCACUCCCACAGGCCAGAACGCCGCCGAACUCCGCCGCUACAGGACGGCCUUCACGCGGGAGCAGAUCGCCCGCCUGGAGAAGGAGUUCCUUCGGGAGAACUACGUGAGCCGCCCCAGACGCUGCGAGUUGGCCCAGGAGCUGGGACUCUCCGAAGCCACGAUCAAGGUGUGGUUCCAGAACCGCAGGAUGAAGGAUAAGCGUCAGAGGAUGGCCGUGUCUUGGCCUUACGCCGACCCCGCCCUCACAGCCUACCUCCUCCACGCCGCAGCAGCCUCAGGAGCCUAUCCUCCUUACCUCCCGGCAGCCUCCAUGCCCAGCGCCCCCUGGACGCCCACAGGAGUCAGCGCCGGAUCGCCAAUGCCCUACACCGCCCCGCACCUGGCCUACCCUACGCCCACCACGCCAUCCUCCCUCGCCCGCUUCGCCCCUUACCCCCGCCCACAGCCGCCCAUGCUCUCCCCACCCUACUCCCUCCCAGCCGACGCCCCCCACCAUCCCCUCUC